Messenger RNA from Notothenia coriiceps (black rockcod), 4056 nucleotides. Its product is annotated as voltage-dependent T-type calcium channel subunit alpha-1H-like. The transcript is spliced from 31 exons. The record is from RefSeq and is a predicted model, not a curated record. Gene Ontology annotation, biological process: calcium ion import; calcium ion transmembrane transport; positive regulation of calcium ion-dependent exocytosis. Lineage: Eukaryota; Metazoa; Chordata; Actinopteri; Perciformes; Nototheniidae. Gene Ontology annotation, cellular component: neuron projection; voltage-gated sodium channel complex; voltage-gated calcium channel complex. Bases 1 to 3960 code for a protein of 1319 amino acids. Gene Ontology annotation, molecular function: low voltage-gated calcium channel activity; voltage-gated sodium channel activity.
AUGACUGACGGACAGAUGAGGGAGAGGCGGGAGGUGGCGCUCACGAUACAAGAAAACAGAGUUUCCACUGAGGAGGAGCAGCUGCCCUACCCGAACCUGGCCUCUGUAGUUUUCCGCAGCUUAACACAGACCACAAGACCCCGUAACUGGUGUUUGCAAAUCGCUUGUGGCCCUUGGAUGGAGUAUAUGUCCAUACUGAUGAUCCUGCUCAACUGUGUAAGUUUGGGCAUGUACAAGCCCGGUGAAGGGAAGAGCUACAAACUAGAGGUGUUCGAUGUCUUUGUCUUUGCAUUCUUUCUGGUGGAAAUGACCGUCAAGAUGGUGGCCUUUGGAGUCUAUGGCUACAGAAACAGCUACCUUCAAAACAAAUGGAACAAGUUGGACUUCUUUAUCAACAUUGCAGAGGCAUUUGGAUAUUUUUUCAAUAUCCUUGGCAUCGACUUUCUACUCUCUCAAGUCUUUGGACCGUUGCGACUGAUCAGCAGAGUACCAAGUAUGCGGGACGUAGUUACAGUUCUCAUAGACGUCGUGCCCAUGCUUGCAAUUGUUCUCGUCAUCUUCUUGUUUGUCAUCCACAUCUUUGCCGUGGCCGGAGUCCAGCUGUGGGCGGGCCAGCUGCGCAACCGCUGCUUCCUGGGAGACGACAUUCCCACAAAUAACAGCAUGUCCCUUAGCCCAUACUUCGAGACCCAGUUUGAUGAAAAAGUUCCGUUUGUCUGUACGCGGGAAGGCAAGAGCGGGACGCAACACUGCCGAGAUAUACCCCCUUACCAAGAGAAUGGGGGAACCUGCUCAUUGGCUGCCCCCCACAAAGCCUCAGCUGCGAAUUGGGGAAUCCCUACAGUGGCUUCACACACCUGUGUAAACUGGCACUCUUUCUACAAUGUCUGUCGUGCUAGUGAGAAAAACCCCCACCGGGGAGUGAUCAACUUCGACAACAUCUUCUACGCCUGGAUAACCAUAUUCCAGGUUGUCACACUAGAAGGAUGGGCUGAGAUCAUGUUUUUCAUAAUGGAUGCUCAUUCCUUCUUGAGUUUUUUAUUCUUCAUGCUGGUCACCGUUAUGGGCUCCUUCAUCAUAGUCAACGUCUGCGCAGUCGUCAUCGCCACCCAGUUCUUGGACAAUAUGAAACUGAAGUCAGAAGAGCCGAGUCCGGGUGCCGCGCGUAACACUCUGCCUCUGCUCUGUCGAAGGUUUGCCUGUUGGCUGCGGAGGUUCAACAGUAUUAUCACCAUUGCAGUUGAACAUCAUAAUCAGCCUCCUAAGAUGACACACGUGUUACACAUCUGUAACAUCGUUUUCACAUUUGUAUUUUUUGUGGAGAUGACGUUAAAACUGAUCGCACUCCGCUUCAAAUACUUUUUUGAUCUGAACAACAUCUUCGACUUUGCCAUUGUUAUUGUCAGUGUGUGGGAGCUAAUUGCCGAAACAGAUGGCAGGUUGUCAGUGCUGCGCGCUUUUCGUCUGCUGCGGUUUGUGAGGCUUCUUCACUUCCUCCCAUACCUACUGAGACAGCUGCUGGUGCUGAAGAGGACCAUCGCCGAGGCAGGCCCGCUCUGCAUGCUGCUGUUGCUCUUCACUUUCGUUUGCAGUGUACUGGGUAUGCAUCUGUUUGGUGGUCAAUUCAUAUUCAAGGACCCUCAAGGAGAUAUAAUCAUUGAGCGAAAAAACUUUGACACCCUGCUCUGGUCCAUGGUCACUGUGUUCCAGAUUCUGACUCAGGAGGACUGGAACCUGGUGCUGUACAACGCCAUGACGGCUACCACGCCAUGGGCUUUCCUGUACUUUGUCACCGUCAUUAUGUUAGGAAAACAUGUACUUCUCAAUAUUCUCGUGGGCAUAGUGGUUCAGAGCUUCCAGGAAAAGGAGUCCUCAGAAUGCACUCAAGACUCUUCUCGCAUUGACGAGGAUUUCAACGACUCUGUAACCAGCUUCACCUCAGAGACAGACCCCUCGAGACCCAGCCAAUCUCCCUUAACCUCUGAGAAAGACACUGAACCAGCAAAUACCCAAGAAGACAAUAAACCUUUGACCUGUAUCCAGCAAAUGCUCCACUGGUGCAAGGAACAUGAAGAGUGGGCAUUCUACGUCUUUUCUCCACAGAACAGGUUCCGAAUCUAUUGCCAACGUUUGAUCUAUCACAAGUUGUUUGACAACACGGUUCUCCUAUUCAUCCUGCUAAGCUGUGUCACCAUUGCUAUGGAGAGGCCUGGAAUACACAGUGACAGCACGGAGCGAUGGAUCCUGAAUAUGUCGCGUUACGUGUUCUCCGGUGUCUUCCUGGUAGAGAUGCUCUUUAAGGUUGUAGCUCUCGGUGUGUUCUUUGGGAAGGACAGCUACUGCAGCUCUUCCUGGAACGUCAUGGAUGGUUUGCUGGUGAUUCUGUCGGUAAUUCAUAUCAUCAUCUCUCUGGCCAGUUCGGGCGAAAACAACAUGCUGGGCAUUCUUAAAGUUUUGCGCCUGCUACGGACACUUCGCCCACUGAGGGUGAUCAAGCGGGCCCCCAAAUUGAAGCUGGCUGUGGAUGCUUUGAUCACUUCCAUCAAACCCAUCGGUAACAUAGUUUUCAUCUGCUGCACCUUCUUCUUUUUCUACAGCAUCCUUGGGGUACAGCUGUUCAAAGGGAAGUUCUUCCACUGCUUGGGUCAAUACACAAAGAACAUCACCAACAAGUCUGACUGUCUCUUAGCCAACUAUCUCUGGGUGCAAAAGCGGUACAACUUUGACAGCCUGCCUCAGGCUCUGAUGUCCCUUUUUGUGAUGUACUCAAAGGACGGAUGGGUGAACCUAAUGUAUGAUGGACUGGAUGCUGUGGGAAUAGACCAACAGCCCAUGAGAAACCAUAACCAGUGGAUGCUUGUUUUUUUCAUCACGUUCAUGGUUAUGAGCUUCUUCCUCCUCGAUAUGUUUAUCGGUGUAAUGGUGGAGACCUUCGCCCAGUGUCAGCAGCAGCAAAAAAAAGAAAAUGAAGAGGAAGCAUCACAUGACCCGAGCAGGAACAAGCCUAAGAAGAUACCUACGCAGCCUCCAUAUUACACAUGCUACUCCCCGAUGCGUCGCUCCAUACACACUCUGUGUACCAGCGACUUCAUUGACGUCUUCAUGGCCACCAUCAUUUUGAUCAGUGUCCUCAUCAUGGCCUUCCAACAUUACAAACAGCCUCUGUAUAUAGAAUUGCUCACAGAGUAUUCGUACUAUGCCUUCACUGUCCUCCUGAUCAUUGAAGUCCUCUUGAAGAUUCUGGCGUUUGGCAUACGGAGGUUCCUCCGAAACAGUUGGAAUCAUCUGGACGUGGCGGUUGUCUUGGUUUCCGUCGUCAGCAUUGUUUUCAUUGGGAUGGAAAUGGCCGACUGGAUUCCCAUUAAUCCCAGCAUCCUGAGAGUCUGUAGAGUUCUCAGGCUAGCAAAAGUGCUGAAGCACAAGAAAAUAAGAGUCCUCCUGAAAACAAUUAUCAAGACGCUGUCACAGGUUGGGAGCAUUUGUCUUCUGUUCGCUUUUUUUUUCUUUAUAUACGCUGCGCUGGGAGUGGAGCUCUUCGGCAACCUAGAUUGUACCGAAGAGAAUCCCUGCCUUGGCUUACAUCGGCAUGCUAACUUUAAGCAUUUUGGCAUGGCCCUGCUCACGCUGUACCAAGUGUGCACCGGAGACAACUGGAGCGCAAUAAUGAAGGACACUUUGAGGGAGUGUCGUCCCACCGACAUCGAUUGUGUGACCUACCUCUCCCACGUCUCCCCCAUGUUCUUCUCCUCCUUCGUGGUCAUGGCCCAGUUUGUACUGGUCAACCUGGUGGUGGCAGCCAUAAUGCAGGCUCUGGAGGACAGCAACGAGAGCAACCCAACUAAUUUCUGUCUCCCCCUGGAGGAGGAGGAGGACGAGGAGGAGGAGGAGGAGGAGGAGGAGCCGUCGGACAAUGCAGGCACGAGUCUCCAGGGCAGUGUUGGUGUUUUAAGUAAUGAGUGAAUAUUUGUAAAUGUGAUUACUUGAAGUUUGAUUCUUUGUUUCUGUACCUUUUUUUUAUAACAUGAAUAAAUAGAACAGACUUGAUUUCCACAUGGA